Molecule: messenger RNA, 729 nt
Organism: Exophiala dermatitidis NIH/UT8656
Lineage: Eukaryota; Fungi; Ascomycota; Eurotiomycetes; Chaetothyriales; Herpotrichiellaceae
Product: glutathione S-transferase
Exons: 4
Coding region: 1-729 (242 amino acids)
Source: RefSeq, a predicted model, not a curated record
AUGUCUCUAUCUCUUGAAUCACCCUUGGUGGUGGUGGGUGACCCAGUUUUUGACGGCAAGGUCAUCUUGUACGUGGUCAAAGCUGAUGAGACGUCCUACAUAAACUAUAUCAAGCCACUCAUCUUGGCCCGAGAGCUGAACGUUCCACAUGUCAUAGCCGUGAUAGACACAAAACAAGAGUGGUACUAUCGCAUCCAUCCGGAGCGGUAUGUGCCGGCGCUCAGAGACCAGGAUCCCCAAACCAAGGAAGAAAUUACUGUGUUCGAAGGAACGGCGUGUUUGGAGUAUCUCGCAUCAAGGUUUGACCAUGAUGGCACCUGGACCGGGAAAUCUGCGUAUGAGAAAGCGGCAGUCUUUUCAUGGACCGCUUAUCAGACAGCAGGGCUUGGGCCGACUGCUAAGUACUGGCUCUACUUCCUCAAAGGCUACCCCAAUAGAGCUGAGCCGGUUCAGUUGCCUCGCACCAUUGAAAAACUGCAUUCCAACUGCCUACGACAAUGGGAUAUAUUGAACCAGCGACUGGCACGUCCAGGUCAAGACUAUAUCGCCUUGAAGGAUCGUCCGACACUGGCAGACCUAUCGUAUCUUCCGUUUGCCAUGCCCUGGAUGUUUACUUUUCUUGGGGUCAAGAUCGAGGACUGGCCGUCUAUCAAGCAAUGGAGUGACCGAAUGUUGAGUCGACCAGCUGUGGACCGCGUUUUGAAGAUGGCACCGACUAUCGGUCACUAA